AGGAGAUGACCAGCGGAGACUGCGGACGUAGUACAGGAGAUAUGACCAGAGACUGCGGACAUAGUACAGGAGAUGACCAGAGACUGCGGACAUAGUACAGGAGAUGACCAGAGACUGCAGAGACUGCAGUACAGGCGAUGACCAGAGACUGCGGACACAGUACAGGAGAUGACCAGAGACUGCAGACAUAGUACAGGGAUGACCAGAGACUGCAGACAGUACAGGAGGAUGACCAGAGACUGCAGACAUAGUACAGGAGAUGACCAGAGACUGCGGAUACAGUACAGGAGAACACCAGAGACUACAGACACAGUACAGGAGAACACCAGAGACUGCGGACAUAGUACAGGAGAUGACCAGCGAGACUGCGGACAUAGUACAGGAGAAGACCAGAGACUGCGGACAUAGUACAGGAGAUGACCAGAGACUGCAGAAACAGUACAGGAGAACACCAGAGACUGCAGACACAGUACAG
This is a messenger RNA of Staurois parvus, 475 nucleotides long. The record is from the annotation of a GenBank genome assembly. NCBI's taxonomy places the organism in Eukaryota, Metazoa, Chordata, Amphibia, Anura, Ranidae.